This is a messenger RNA of Spea bombifrons (plains spadefoot toad), 4186 nucleotides long. It is a transcript of the gene TAOK2, whose product is annotated as TAO kinase 2. NCBI's taxonomy places the organism in Eukaryota, Metazoa, Chordata, Amphibia, Anura, Pelobatidae. The coding region runs from base 889 to 3417 and encodes 842 amino acids. Gene Ontology annotation, molecular function: protein kinase activity; ATP binding. The transcript has 10 exons. Gene Ontology annotation, biological process: protein phosphorylation. The record is from RefSeq and is a predicted model, not a curated record.
GGGAGAGGAAAAAAGGGAGGGGGAGGAGAAGGAGCUGUAUAGAGGGAACGGGAGGGGUGGUAUACUGCUCCCUAUAGACUGCCAGAGAGCCGGGGCUCCUACACAGAGGGCAUACAGACCACAAGGAACAUAUAGCUGGCAAGGCGAGCGCCCGAGACACCGCUUUAUAUGGCUGCGGCUUAUGGGAGACAUGCACAUAUAGAUAUAUGAUAGACAUUAUCGCAAGGGUAUUACAGAGCUAUAUAUAUCCAUACAUCCAUUCACAUAGACGCUUAUAUGCACGCACUUAUGAAUCAGAUUAUAUAGGGCAUACUGUGUGGGGGCAGGGCUCCCUUACAUUCACAGUUAUAGGGCAGUCUUCCAUAGGGAUUGGCUAUAGACAGACGCUUAUAGAAAUCAGGGCUGCUGUAUUGGUAGAAAGCGUCCUUCAUUAGCUCCAUGCAUGAUGGUAUGUAUGCUUCAAUCUAUAGGUAGCCUUCAUGGGGUUGUCAGUAGCAAUGCCUGGGACAGAGAUGAGGAGACAGCUUUGAUUGGGCGCUGACAGGAGAGAGACAGCAGCAAGGCACAAAGAGAUAGAUUGGGGGGAGAGAGCGUGAGACACAAAGAGACACCACUACAUGAGUAGAGAGACCGCCCGGACGGGAGACGGGCUGGCACACUCGCCUAUGUCCACAGAGACAGCCGGGGUUAGCAGGACAGAGGGGUUGUCACCCCGAAGAGCCAGCAUGGGAGGCUGCGGGCAGAGACUGCUCCUCGCCACCCACUGAACACCCCGAGACAGACGACAAGAAACACCCAGUGGCACGGGGACUCGUCCAGGCUUGACGGGUCCCUCCUCAGUGGGGAGAGGUGGCGCUGUCCCGUGGAAGCCUCCCCGUGGCCCUCGUCAUGCCGUCCAACGCACGGGCCGGCAGCCUGAAGGACCCGGAGGUGGCAGAAUUAUUCUUCAAGGAUGACCCCGAGAAGCUGUUUGCUGACCUGCGAGAGAUCGGCCACGGCAGCUUCGGGGCGGUCUACUUCGCCCGGGAUAUCCGUAACAAUGAAGUUGUUGCCAUUAAGAAGAUGUCGUACAGCGGCAAACAAUCCAACGAGAAAUGGCAGGAUAUCAUAAAGGAGGUGAAGUUCCUGCAGAAGCUCCGGCACCCGAACACCAUAGAGUACAAAGGAUGCUACCUGCGCGAGCACACCGCCUGGCUGGUGAUGGAGUAUUGCCUGGGAUCUGCCUCCGACCUCCUGGAGGUGCACAAGAAACCCCUGCAGGAGGUGGAGAUUGCUGCUAUUACCCAUGGUGCACUGCAAGGCCUGGCCUACCUCCACACACACAACAUGAUCCACCGGCCUGGGGAGGAUGAUGAGGAGGAUGAGGGGGGGCAGGGAGACAGCUUCAGCCUGUGCAGCUCUGAGGGUGAGGAGGAGCCGGCAGGCUUGGCCCCCUCGGAGCGCACGGAGGCUGACGGCUGCCCAGACGCCGACGUGCCCUACUUUGAGUUGAGUUCAGAGUGGGCAGCAGAGCCGGAUACCCCUCCGCGGCCACCAGCCGCGCCGCUGCCCUCUUCCCUAGCUAGCCAUGGGCUUUGUGCUGCGCUCACGCUGCUGGCGGCCGCCCGCCCUUCCUGCCCUUGGUCUCUGCUGCCGCUGCUGGUGGCCUUGCUCACCCUGUGGAGGCCAGGGCCUCUCUUGGACUCUGCUCUGGUGGCUCUGGAGACCCUAGGGGCCAGCCUGUUGUGUGGCUACAUACUGCUGCGCUGGGUGUUGGCAUUCAGCUCUGCCUCCUUCGUUCUGCUGGCACAGAGCUGGGGGGCAGCGGCCGCGCUGGCCCUGAGCUACCGGCUGAGGUUAUACUACGUGCCGGUCCUGGCCAUCGCGGUGGGGGUGUUCACCUCCCCGGGCAUCUUCCUCUCGCUCUUCCUGUUAGCCGGCUCUCUGGGAAGGCCAGCGGGCCAGUGGCUUAAGGCUUGGCCCAAGCGAGCCCGCAAGCUGUGGCUCCGAGCCCUCUUGGGUUUGCCCCGGCCGCUGUUCAGGGUCCUGCAGCGUUGCGGGGCAGCGGGCGAGGGCGGCCUCUUCUACCUUUUCCCCAAAACGUACAAAGGUGGCUUUCGCAGCCGCAUUCCGGUGCUUGCUAGGAAUUCCCAGGCUGGCGGCGGGGGCCGCGCAUGGUGGGGGAGCAGGCUAGUUAAGGCACCCUCCCGGCUGGCCAGAAGGUUAAAUGGCGCCCUGACGCGGGGGGUCCGGAGGCUCUGUGGGGUGCUGCCCCCCGUGGCUCUGAUUUACUUAGAGAGACUGAAGCUGCUGAGGGCAGAGAAGCCGAGCCGGAUCCCCAGGCUGAUGACCAGAGAGCAGCGCAUGAGGGAGGCUUUAGAGCGCAGGGCCCAGCGCGGCGCCCCCAGCAGGGCCACAGCCAGACACGGCACGGCCAGGAGAUCCAACCCACCCGUGCCGUGGCGUUUUUACCCACUUGCCCCCGCACUUUUCUUCCUCCCCAUCCCUCAGUCGAAGGAGCUGCAGAUAAAGCGUCAGUUCCAGGACACGUGCAAGAUCCAGACGCGGCAGUACAAAGCCCUGCGCAACCACCUGCUGGAGACCACCCCGAAGAGCGAGCACAAGAGCAUCCUGAAGAGGCUGAAGGACGAGCAGACGCGCAAGCUGGCCAUCCUGGCGGAGCAGUACGACCACAGCAUCAACGAGAUGCUGUCCACGCAGGCCCUGCGUCUGGAUGAGACCCAGGAGGCCGAGUACCAGGAGCUGCGGAUCCAGCUGCAGAAAGAGCUGGAGCUUCUCAAUGCCUAUCAGAGCAAGAUCAAGAUCCACACGGAGGCGCAGCACGAGCGCGAGAUCAAGGAGCUGGAGCAGCGCGUGUCCAUCCGCCGGGCGCUGCUGGAACAAAGGAUAGAAGAGGAGAUGCUCUCCCUGCAGAGCGAGCGCUCCGAGCGGAUCAGAAGCCUCCUGGAGCGCCAAGCGCGGGAAAUCGAAGCCUUCGACUCAGAAAGCAUGCGCCUGGGAUUCAGCAACAUGGCGCUCAGCGGGAUCCCUGCGGAGGCCUUCAACCAGGGCUACCCCGCUCCUCCGCCCGGCUGGCCCUCCCGGCCCGUCCCCCGCAGCGGCUCGCAUUGGAGCCACGGGGUGCAAAACACAGGGGCCCCUCAGCUCUGGCGGCAGCCGACCCUGCUGGCCCCACCGUCGUCCUCCUGGAGCCUUCACCCGCCGGGCUCGUCUGCCAUGCCCUCCUCCUCCUCUUCUUCCUCCUCCUCCGCCUCCCCGUCUUCCUCUUCUAGCGGCCGCGCCGGCCUGCUGCUCCUGCGCAACAGCCCCCAGCCGCUGAGGAGAGGCGCGUCGGGGGGCCCGGCCGAAGCUGGCCUGAGCCGCAGCACGAGUGUCACCUCCCAGCUCUCCAACGGCUCCCACCUAUCUUACUCCUGAGCGCGGGGCCCCUAGGCAGCCAGAGGGCCGCUCCAUGGGACUCCCACCUGUUACAACACUGUUUUUAUUGCCCUCUCUGGUGUUUAUUAUACCCUCUAAUAACCAGUGUAUCGGAAUUUGGGUUUCCGUAGUCCCUCCUUUUAUUUCUCCCCGUUUCUCUUUGACCCUUUGCGUGCCGGAGGGUCUGCAUCGGCCCGGGGCGGCCGUCCUUCCUGCUGGCGCUGGGUGAUAUUCCUGUAAAUAGUCGUUUCGUCCCAGUUAUCUCGAUAUUGGUUCAUAGUUUUUUUUUUUUUUCUUCUUUGAGUUGGCGCCAUAUUUAACCCCGCGGUAGCCGUUACCCGCUGCGGUUAAACGGAUGGAUGUUAUUGGUUGAGCCGUUGUAUCAUUUUAACGAUGUUGUCCCUGGGGUUUCCGAUGAGCGCUUGUGAGUCCGUGUGCGUAUCGUGCGUGAGCGGCCGGGCGUCUGAGCACAAACCUUUUUUUUUUGUUUUGUUUUUAAUAGAUAAGAAAAAAAAUGUAAAAAAAAAAACUAUUAAGGAAUGUAUUGAAAAUAAAAAAAAAAAACUACUCAGUACCCCCACGGGGGACGUCCAGGGGCCGAGGGCCGAUAUUUUUUUUUUUUUUUUUGGAAGCGGGAAUGCGGAGCGGGGGCCACGGGCCCCUGGGACUUUACGAUUCGCAGACAAUGUUGGAUAUUAAAGGUUUAAACUGGAAUGGAGACACGUUGUUGUUCUUCGUGUAUACAUAAAAAAUAUUUUACAGUGAAAUC